Rhineura floridana is the source of this 1067-nucleotide messenger RNA. RefSeq names its product olfactory receptor 14A16-like. Gene Ontology annotation, cellular component: membrane. Gene Ontology annotation, biological process: G protein-coupled receptor signaling pathway. Gene Ontology annotation, molecular function: G protein-coupled receptor activity; olfactory receptor activity. The record is from RefSeq and is a predicted model, not a curated record. The transcript has 2 exons. The coding region runs from base 126 to 1061 and encodes 311 amino acids. Lineage: Eukaryota; Metazoa; Chordata; Lepidosauria; Squamata; Rhineuridae.
UGAAAAUCAUCUUCAACAAUUAUCACACACAAGAAGCUUCAUAUCUGAAAUCAGCUAGGGGAAACUAGCUGGAGAAAAGUGAAUACAAAUGAGAUAAAAAAGGCAGAAUAUUUGAAAUAAAUUAAAUGGCUAAUCAAUCUACUCCGACAGAGUUCAUUCUGAUGGGAUUCUCCGAUGAGCAGGAUGUACAGAUUUUGCAUUCCGUGAUGUUCCUCUUCAUUUACAUAACAGCCUUAGUGGGAAAUGUCCUCAUCAUCACAGCUGUGGCCCUAGACCACCACCUUCACAGCCCCAUGUACUUCUUUUUGGUUAACCUAGCAGUGAUAGAUAUUUGCCAAAUCUCUUUUACUGUUCCCAAGUCAAUAGCCGUUUCUCUGACAAAUAAUAAACUGAUUUCUUUUGCUGGAUGUGUCACACAGGUUUUCUUAAUUAUCACAUUUCUUGGUGCUGAGAUUGCAGUGCUCACUGUCAUGGCUUAUGACCGUUACGUAGCAAUCUGCCAUCCUCUACAAUAUAGGCUAAUCAUGAACUGGUAUGCAUGCAUCCAAAUGGCAGCUGUUUCCUGGAUGAGCACCGUGAUUCAUGCAGUCCUAGAAACCACUAUGACAUUUAAACUGAGCUUCUGUGGAACCAAUGUGAUUGGGCAGUUUUUCUGUAAUGUGCCGCAGUUACAGAAGAUUUCUUGCAGUGAUACAAAAGCUAAUGAAAUUGUGGCUUAUGUCAUUGGGAUCACAGUGAACUCAUUUUGUUUUGGGUUCAUCUUUGUUUCUUAUGGCUACAUCUUCUCAGUUGUGCUGAGGAUUCCAUCAGUUCAAGGCAGAUACAAAGCUUUCUCUACCUGCACUCCGCACCUGACUGUCUUUUCUUUAUUUUUGGUCACAGUUUUGUUUUCAUACCUGCGACCUAAAUCACUUUCCUCCCCCACCGUUGACUUGGUUUCUGCUGUAUUGUAUACAGUUUUGCCACCAGUUCUGAAUCCCAUCAUUUACAGCUUCAGAAACAAGGACAUACAACAUGCAGUGUGGAUAAUACCCAAAAAUUUAAAAGGUCUUAUUGCAUAAUGCAUC